AUGACGUUGCGCCCGCACCGCGUCCAAACAGUGCAGCAUGUGCGUGAUGUCACUACACCACCCCAAGGCGCUUAUGGUGGCUUGGCGGCGUCACUGGAAGAAGCUCCAUUUUGGAGCUCCUUUUUGGGCCGGAUCAUUGUUGUGGCCAUGAGAGUAGAGUGGGUCGGCUCUCCGUGUGGCUCGCACGGGCCCUACACCUUCUACAAGGCUUUCCAGUGCCGCCGCCGGAGGGAAGCCCGGGCCCGGAUCCUGUCCCUGGGAGACUUCUUCUUCGUCCGCUGCAAAGCCCAGGACCCCGUCUGCGUCGCCGAGCUCCAGCUCCUCUGGGAGGAGAGGACUUCCAGGCAACUUCUCUCCAGCUCCAAACUUUACUUCCUCCCGGAGGAUACUCCCCAAGGAAGGGGCAGCCAACACGGAGAGGAUGAAGUUAUCGCUGCUUCAGAGAAGGUAACAGUGAAGCUUGAAGAUUUGGCAAAAUGGGCUCAAGCAGACUUCUCCAAAUGGAAACGUGGACUCCGGGGUGAAGCCAUUGCACCCACAGAACUAGGAAAGAAUGGGCAAAAGGAAGCACUGAGUAGGUUCAGGCAAUCCACACACAAUAGCGGCCUCAACUUUAAAGACAUUUUGAAGGAAAAGGCUGACCUUGGUGAGGACGAUGAAGAUGCAAAUGUCCUGAUCCUCAGCUAUCCUCAAUACUGUCGCUACCGUUCCAUGCUGAAACGCAUCCAGGGCAAGCCAUCUUCUGUACAAGUGGACCAGUUUGUGUUAGCCCUUGGGGGCAUUGCUGCAAUUAGCAAGAACCCACAGAUACUCUACUGUCGAGAUACAUUUGAUCACCCAACUCUUGUUGAAAAUGAGAGCAUAUGUGACGAGUUUGGUAAGUCAUUUUUAUUCUUGUAUUGUUGCAAGUUAAAAACCAUUUUGCUGUUGAAAUUGCUUCUGUUUUUUUCCAAGUCAAAGGCAAGAAUAAUGGAUAAACCUUUCUAAAAUAGCAAAGCCACAUAUAAGUCAAUUGUUGAGUGCCUGCGAUAUUCCAUCUUCACUCAGAGAUCAAGGAUGCAUCUGUGAUUGUUUUCAGUCUUCUUGUUUUUAAAUGGCUCUUUAUCACAAUUAAAAUACUCUCUUCAGAAAGACCUGUACUUUAUCAUCUUUUUUUAUGUAACUUAUACCUCAUUUUUCUUCUAUAAAAGAAAUUCAAGAUAGCUCAGUUACUUACUGUAAACUGAAGAUAUAUUUGUUUAGAUGUAUUGUUGUUAAAAAUGUACAUACUGACAACUGUGACUCCACUUUUUUGUACUACACAACUUUUUAUUUAUUGGAAUGAUGUCCCAAAGUCUUCCAAACUAAAACUCAGUUGCUGCAUUCUUACAAAGCUAAACACAUACAGCUGUGUAUGUUGCUGAGCAAUGCUUGCACAUCUCCAGUUGUUCCUGUUGCUGAAGAGGCAAGCAAGAUUUUAAUUUACCUUUCAGGUCUUAUACUGUAAAGUAAAGUGAGUAGCAUUUUGGCAUUUUGUUGGAAACUGUCUAUAAAUCUCUGGCACUUUAGCCAUUCCCACUGUUGUUUUUAUUGUGCUUUUUUGUCAGAAAACAUUUCAAGGGCCUUAGUGGAAGAGCCUUCAAGGUUUCCUUUCAGUCUUUGCUAAAGAGGAUGGUCCUGUCACAUGGUUGCUUAUAAGUUGUAGUAUUUCUUUUUUAUUUUCAUGGAAGAACACAGUCUUAAUGAACAUACAGCUCCCAUGUUAUAUUGCUCAUGCAACAGGCCAGUUCUUUGAGCAGCUGAAGUGAGUUCCAGCUUACAAUCAACACAGUAGUGCUUUAAAAAUUUGCUGUGACUACAGUCAUUAAACUUCCUAUUCUCUGGGAUUUCUGUUUGUUUCAGUUGACAGUAUUCAGGUAUGUGUUUAAGGAUUUCAUUCUUAUUCACUUGAUGGAGAUUUUAGAUUUGUGGCACUGAAGAGGCUAUGAGACUCAGUUCUAGGCAAGAGAACUGUGAGGCAUCCUUUCACUAAUUAUAAUAAGGAUGUGGAAUGCUAUGGUGACUGAGAGCAUUUCAGGAUAAUGCAUUGUAGAAUUUAGUCCAUAAAGGUCUUUUCCAAAUUAACCAAAGUACCUGAGAGGUACAUAAUGAAAUGAACUUCAAAGUAUGUAUUUCUGUCUCUGGACAGUGAUGAUAAUUGGUGUAAUGUAAUUUCCUCAGCUUGUAUCCA
Sceloporus undulatus (fence lizard) is the source of this 2209-nucleotide messenger RNA. RefSeq names its product AT-rich interactive domain-containing protein 5B-like. The record is from RefSeq and is a predicted model, not a curated record. Gene Ontology annotation, biological process: regulation of transcription by RNA polymerase II. Lineage: Eukaryota; Metazoa; Chordata; Lepidosauria; Squamata; Phrynosomatidae. Gene Ontology annotation, cellular component: nucleus. The transcript is spliced from 5 exons. Gene Ontology annotation, molecular function: transcription cis-regulatory region binding. The coding region runs from base 1 to 987 and encodes 328 amino acids.